This is a messenger RNA of Cottoperca gobio, 2703 nucleotides long. RefSeq names its product interferon-induced protein 44-like. NCBI's taxonomy places the organism in Eukaryota, Metazoa, Chordata, Actinopteri, Perciformes, Bovichtidae. Gene Ontology annotation, molecular function: GTP binding. Gene Ontology annotation, biological process: immune response. The transcript has 9 exons. The coding region runs from base 173 to 1507 and encodes 444 amino acids. The record is from RefSeq and is a predicted model, not a curated record.
GGGAUUCAACUACUCUUUUCCUGACUUUGUCCAAAGUAGAAGUUUCUCCCAUUCUUCUUUGCAGAUCGUCUCAAACUCUGUCAGGUUGGAUGGAGACCGCCGAUGGACUGCCAUUUUCAGACACUUCAAAUUAUCCAGUCCAUCAGAAACUUCAGCACAUCAACCAUCUAACAUGAACUCCGUGCUAACCACAAGUCAGCAGAAAACAAUCUGCUCCCAGCUGGGAAGUGUCAAACUCCACCUGCUGUACAAGGCCAGCAUCCAUGGUUUCACCGGCGCAGCCUUCCACCAAAGAUGUGACACCCGCUGUCCCACAGUGUCCGUGGGCUAUAACGUCUCCGGUUAUGUGUUUGGAGGCUACACCAUACAACCUUUCAAUAAGUCUGGGAACUACGUGCAUGAUGACCAGGCCUUUCUUUUCACCUUGAUUGGAGAAAAACUCCUCAAAUAUCCGGUCACCGUUCCCGCUAAAGCAGUUAGAAUGGUACGUAACUCAGGUCCAUGUUUUGGAGAUUCGUUGAGUCUUGUCUAUGGAGACAAAGCAUUAGUCUCUAGCAUUCAAGGAAGUUCUUACAACAUCAAUGCUGUAGAAAUGCAUGACAACGACCUCAACCUGACUGAGUGUGAAGUCUAUCAAGUGGAAGCGAUCCCAGAAUUUGAGAAGCCAUGGAGGCCGGUGGUCUGGGAAAAUAAAAAGAGGACAGAGAUGAUGGAAAGUAUUAAGGUCUAUACAUCCACAGCUAGCUCUGUGACCCAUGCUCGGGUCCUGCUCAUUGGACCAGUUGGAGCUGGAAAGUCCAGCUUCUUCAAUUCUAUCAACUCUGUAUUCAGAGGCCACGUCAGCAACCAGGCCAGCGCUGGCUGCUCGACCACCAGCCUCACCACACAGUUUCGCACCUACUCAGUGAAAGCUGGACAAGCAGGAAAAUCUCUGCCAAUCACCUUGUGUGAUACCAUGGGAUUGGAGGAAAACAUGGGGGCGGGGCUUGACAUGGAUGACAUCAUCAGCAUUCUCAAAGGUCAUCUGCUAGACAGUUAUCAGUUCAACCCCUCAGCUCCUCUGCUUUCGGAGGCCAGCGGCUACCGCAAGUCUCCCGGGCUCAAGGACAAGAUCCACUGCGUGGUCUACGUCAUUGAUGCCUGCAAAGUCUCCAUCAUGCCCACAAAGCUGGAGCAGAAGCUGGAAGCUAUCCGCAGAAAGGUCAACUUAAUGGGGAUUCCUCAGCUGGUCCUGAUGACUAAAGUGGAUGAAGCGUGCCCUCUGGUUUCACAGGACAUUAGGAACAUUUAUAGAAGCGGCUACAUCAAGAAAAUGAUGCAGGAGGUCAGCAUUCGGGUCGGUGUGCCAAUGUCCUGUGUUGUUCCGGUGAAGAACUACAGCGAGGAGUUUGAGUUGGACCCGAACUGCGACAUCCUACUACUCACCGCCAUCAUCCAGAUGCUUCGCUCUGCUGAUAGUUACUUUGAUGAGCUCAGUGACCGAUUGAACAACAUAGAAAUAAAAUAAAACUGUAAUGUUCUUCAGGUCAGGUCCAAGAUGGCUCCCACAAACCUACCCUUGUAGUUUCACCAGAUAAAUAUUACAUAUUUUUUUAUGGACAGUUUAAAACAGAUACUGUUUUUAUUUAGUUUUUGUUUGAUUUUAUUUAGAUGCAACUGCCAGUCAAGGUGUCUUUGGGGCCUUUCUAUUAUUAUACAUUUUCGCCGCCUUCCAACAUUACUCCAUAAUUAUAGAAACUUUAUGCAGUUGAUUAUCUAUAAACCAAAUCUGAUUAAACUGAAACUUUCUUUCUAUAGUACUGUCCAAAAAUGCCACAAAAGCUUGAUUGGGUAGUCGGAUGGCUCAGAGCACUGCUCUAUAUUUUGCAUGUAUUAGGCUGUUCAAUGGUUCAAACAGAAAGGGAAGAAAGAGACACAGAUACCUCUGAGCAACAGUUGAAUACAAAUAACAAAUCAAGUCACUUGUAAAAUAAAUUGGAACAGGCUUCUGUUUCAGUGUCAGGAGCACAAUAAUGCCCUAAUAUGUUUUAUCUUGUAAAAUGUCCGUUAGACCUCAAGAACUCCACACUGAACUUCUGUGGGUCCUCAGCAAUGCACCCACCACGUGUGAAGUCGAUCACAUAAACCAGGGGUCGGGAACCUUUUUGGCUGGGAGAGCCAUAAAAGCGAAAUAUUUUUAAUGUAUUUCCUUGAGAGCCUGUCACAAUCUUGUAAAUACUUCCUGUUUUAUUUUUUAAAUGUUCACUCCCCUGUGUAUCAUGUCUUGUUUUACUUCCUGUCCUUGUGUUUUUCCCUCCCACUUUGAUUGUUGAUUUGGUCCUCCUGUGUUUUUGCCUUUCUCUCCCAGCUGUGUCUCGUUCACUCCUUUGUGUCUGUGUGAUAUUACCCUGUCUGUCCCAGUGUUCCUUGUCAGUUUGUCAUCCAUGUGUCACCCUUGUUUGUUGACGGUUCCUCGUGCCUCCUAGUACCUCCCUGUGUUUCUCAUGUCAUCCUGGUUUGUCUUUUCAGUUUACUUUUUACUUUUUGUAUUCUGAUAACUUGAUGCCUCUGUUGUUUUUGCUUUGUACCUUUUGUGUUGUCCGCUUUGUCUUAAUAAAGCUCACUUUUUGUUAAAUCAUUCUCAUCUGCCACUCUGCGUUUUGGGUCCUCACCUUUUCCCCACCGUGACAGCCAUAUAUUUAAUAAAAUUGAAUGAAACUAUAA